AUGUCCGGGUCAAGCCAGCGCAAGUCCGAAGCCCAAGCGAAAGUCGCAGCGGAUUUUCUGCGUCUCGACCCCGUAUUCGCGGACUGGUUCCUGUCAUACUGGAAGACAUUCGUGCAUUCCGUCGAUUAUAGAUCAGGCAUCUACCUAACGCUCGACGAAGAACGAGCCGCUGGACCAAUCAACUACGUCGCAUACGCCGCAUUGGCACUGACGAACCUUGGGAAGCGGAGUACCGAUUGCACGUCGAGAGUAAAGGCGAGACACCGCUCGUCAACGCGGUGA
Molecule: messenger RNA, 282 nt
Organism: Penicillium argentinense
Lineage: Eukaryota; Fungi; Ascomycota; Eurotiomycetes; Eurotiales; Aspergillaceae
Product: Terpenoid synthase
Exons: 2
Coding region: 1-282 (93 amino acids)
Source: RefSeq, a predicted model, not a curated record